This is a messenger RNA of Biomphalaria glabrata, 1890 nucleotides long. RefSeq lists its product as uncharacterized. The transcript is spliced from 10 exons. NCBI's taxonomy places the organism in Eukaryota, Metazoa, Mollusca, Gastropoda, Planorbidae. Bases 660 to 1682 code for a protein of 340 amino acids. The record is from RefSeq and is a predicted model, not a curated record.
GCAAAUCAACACGCCCCAUCGUUUGUGGAAAGAUAGACAAGUCAUUGAACGGCAGAUAGAGGAAGAUUACGGUGACACAGGCAAGCAGGUGACUUUAGACUAAAAGUGAUGUUCCAAUUAUUUCUAACUGAUCUAAUGCCACUGCGUAUUUGACGGCGGCCAUAUUUUCUACUUGAUCGAGCAAGAACAUAACGUCGUUGGCGUAACUUCAGCCGCAGAACGUCAACGAUUCAUCUAGUGCACUUUUACAUGGGACUGUAGAGCCUUGUUCUGGAGAGACACUCCCGUCCACAAGAAAUGAACGCAUCAUAUCUGAGGUCAGUCUACUGGAUGAGAACAUAAAAGAGAUCAUCUACUCUUUCUCAUGUCAACAGCAAUGAAGUAUGCACCUAUACCCUUACAGAGUAUUGAGGGAUUCUAUUCACUGUGUUCAAUAUUCUCAGGAUAUACAGUAGCAGUAGACCAAAAGGCAAGUGGCAAUGUAAACAAGAGAAAGUCUACCAAGAUGUUCCGGUCAGUUCAGCCCACGAGUGUAAUACGUCUUUCACGCAACACAGCUGAGCACACAAGGCCGGGGCAAGACGAUGUAUACACGUGACCCAUCAACGUUAUUGAUGACCUGGAAACUCUUGAUCUCUGGUUAAAGUAAGCAAUUAAAUAUGGAAAACAAAAGUACAACAUCUCCUGAGAGCACUCUAGCUGAGAAUCAGGUUUCAACAAAGCCUUCAGAGGAACAAGACUCUUCAGUUAUUUGGCAUGCAAGCGAAAAGAAUUUGGACAGUCCUGCAGGAAAUUCCGACCUUGCCAGUCCCAGAGAUGAUCUUUGGGAGAAUACUAUUAAUGAAGAUGCCUCAAAAUUAGAAAACGUGUUUGAGACUCCAGCUGAUAAUGCAUUGGGUUUCUUCCCUGCUAUAUCUGCAGAGCUUUUCCCAGGUCCAGAAGAACAAGAUGAGCCUGCCAUUGAUAAAGCUGAAGGUGACAAUGAUGUGCCCAGAACUUCUCAGAGUAUUUUGAAAGUAAGGAAAACAAUCUCAGCCAUUACCAGGCAUGCUAAGGCCAUUAAAAAAGCACCUGUCAUUGCAGAGCACUCUUACACUUUCAAGAAAACUGCCCCAGUUCUACGCAAUCCUCUUCUACAAAAUUCUGAAAGUGCAAAAAAUGAAGUUAAGAGUAUGCAGAAAUAUUCUAUCAGUGUUGAACAGUAUCCUGGACACAAGAAAGAUCUGGCUCUAGAGAGAACUGACCUUGGCUGGUUUAAGCAUGCAUGCAAUCUAAAGUGGUCUCCAAACCCAACUGGUUGUAGUUCUGUAGUGCCAGUAAAACUGAGAAAAUCUAUCAGGGCAGCAAGAGUAAUAUCCACAGAUGACUGGAUAAUUGUGGAGCAGGCUUUGAAGGAUAGGAGAGAACAUGAGAUGGCUGUUGAACUAGGAUAUGAAACUUUAGUUGGAAACCUUCUUUAUAUUGAAAUACCACAUGGGACAGACAUUAAUAGAAGUUGGCAGAAUUAUCUUAGUGAGGAUACCAUGGAGUGGGGUUUCCCUUAUUACAAGGGUACCACAGAAAGACCCAGAAUGAGGCAGCCAGAGCCUUACCUAGCCCAUCAGGUGGUAGAAAAGUUGUGGAAGGCUCCAAAGGCAACAAGAAGACGAGGCAAUUCUGUUGAGGACUUGUAUAGUAACUGAAGAUUUAUAGCCUUUUCUGCUUAAUAUAUUGGAAAUAAGAGUUUUAUUUGGACACAUUUCAGUAAUUAUCCUUGGCAGAACCUUUACAACAGUCUGUUGCAUGUUACAGGCUCAAGAUUGGUACAUCAUAAUCUGAAAUCAAAGCAAAUACCUCAUCAUCAACUUAAGGACAAGUGCAUGUAUUUCCUACACAUCUUCUUUGCUAUUA